GUCCUGGCGGAUUUAGGCGGCCUCUGCAUUCGCCUGUGCGAGUUUCCGCACAUUGUCAUUGGGUCCUGACGGGCUGAGGCGGCCGUGGCGUGUGCCUGCUUACUGUGCUGCUGUCUCACAGGGAGUCUCCGGGAUCAACAUGUCAGAGGAAACCGAACGCUCCGAUGGCCGCAUUGUUAAGAUGGAGGUGGAUUAUAGCAGCACCGUGGAUCAGCGGCUGCCCGAGUGCGAGAAGAUGGCUGGGGAAGGUCGCUUACAGGAAGUGGUCGAGAUCCUCCUCUCCCUGGAGAAACAGACGAGAACAGCUUCUGACAUGGUGUCGACCUCCCGAAUCUUGGUGGCAGUAGUUAAGAUGUGCUACGAAGCCAAAGAGUGGGACCUGCUCAAUGAGAACAUUAUGCUUCUGUCUAAGAGGAGGAGUCAGCUCAAACAGGCUGUAGCCAAGAUGGUCCAGCAGUGCUGUCAGUAUGUGGAGGAGCUCACAGACCUGCCCAUCAAACUGCGCCUCAUUGACACACUCCGCACGGUUACAGAGGGAAAGAUCUACGUGGAAAUUGAGCGCGCUCGCCUAACCAAAACACUCGCUGCUAUCAAGGAACAGAGCGGAGAUGUUCAGGAGGCUGCCUCCAUUCUGCAGGAGCUACAGGUGGAGACGUAUGGGUCAAUGGAGAAGAAGGAGAAGGUGGAGUUCAUACUGGAGCAGAUGCGCUUGUGUCUGGCCGUUAAGGAUUAUAUCCGAACCCAAAUCAUUAGCAAGAAGAUAAACACCAAGUUCUUCAAGGAGGAGAACACAGAGAAACCUAAGCUGAAGUAUUACAACUUAAUGAUCCAAGUGGACCAGCACGAGGGGUCUUACCUGUCUAUAUGCAAGCACUACCGGGCCAUCUAUGAUACCCCCUGUAUCCAGGCAGAGAGUGACAAAUGGCAGCAUGCCCUGAAGAGCGUGGUGCUGUAUGUCAUUCUGUCUCCGUACGACAACGAGCAGUCCGACCUGGUCCAUAGGAUCAGUGCUGAUAAAAAACUGGAGGAUAUUCCCAAAUACAAGGAUUUGCUAAAACUCUUCACCACAAUGGAGCUGAUGCGCUGGAGCACGCUGGUAGAGGAUUAUGGGAAGGAGCUGAGGGAAGGCUCCCUGGACAGCUCGGCCACCGAUGUGUUUUCCUGCAGCGAGGAGGGCGAGAAGCGCUGGAAAGAUCUCAAGAACCGGGUGGUGGAACACAACAUAAGGAUCAUGGAGAAAUAUUACACCAGGAUCACUAUGAAACGCAUGGCGCAGCUGCUCGACCUCUCCGUUGAUGAGUCGGAGGAGUUCCUGUCCAGCCUGGUUGUGAAUAAGACCAUAUACGCCAAGGUGGACAGGUUGGCCGGAAUCAUAAACUUCCAGAGGCCCAAGGAUCCCAAUGAUCUUCUCAACGAUUGGUCCCAAAAACUGAACUCCUUGAUGGCUUUGGUGAACAAGACCACUCACCUCAUAGCGAAGGAAGAGAUGAUCCACAAUCUGCAGUGAGCCGCGGGGGGUGUGUGGCUCAGUAGGGGGGCCCAGCAGUGCAUGUAGGGCCGGGCGUAGCAUUCACGUGGCUCGGCGGCGCCGCUCUGCAGGGCAGGAAUAGGAUCUGUAUAAUAUAUUUUUUAUGUUCCUUUCUAAGUGUAACAAUACGGAAUGGCUUUUUGUGUUAUAAUAAAAUACUAAUGUCCUCUUGGGUCGUCCCUAUGAGGGUCCUGUA
This is a messenger RNA of Xenopus tropicalis (tropical clawed frog), 1724 nucleotides long. It is a transcript of the gene psmd12, whose product is annotated as proteasome 26S subunit, non-ATPase 12. The record is from RefSeq and is marked provisional. Lineage: Eukaryota; Metazoa; Chordata; Amphibia; Anura; Pipidae. The transcript is spliced from 11 exons. Bases 182 to 1507 code for a protein of 441 amino acids.